Molecule: messenger RNA, 955 nt
Organism: Salvia splendens (bonfire salvia)
Lineage: Eukaryota; Viridiplantae; Streptophyta; Magnoliopsida; Lamiales; Lamiaceae
Product: ylmG homolog protein 1-1, chloroplastic
Exons: 2
Coding region: 61-729 (222 amino acids)
Biological process (GO): chloroplast fission
Cellular component (GO): membrane; chloroplast
Source: RefSeq, a predicted model, not a curated record
GCGUUGAUGAAUAGUACAUUAUCACAGUAGGAGGAUUUUGGAAGAACCACAAAAGCAAAAAUGGCUUCUUCUCUCAUGGCUACUCAAACCACUCUUCUUCUCCGCAACCACCGCAUCGACGCCGCCUUCCCUCUCCCCUCACCCCGCUCUCACCUCCAUCUCUCCAUCUCUAAACCCAUUUUUCUCCCCUUUUCCCCUCUCCCUAAACCCUUCAAUUCCAGAAUAUCCGCCUCCAUCUCCGCAGCGCCAAUAGCCAAUGUUCCGAAACCGCCUCCGGAAAUCCUAACCGGCGCGACCCGGACCGUCACGACGCUAGUCGCCAUCGGUCUCACCGCCUCGAAAUUCCUCGCCCACGGACUCCUCAAUCUGGCGGUGCAAUUGAGGGAGCCUCUGCUCCUCAGCGCGGGGCCCGCCUUCUUCGCGGCGGCCAAGGACGUGCCGACGGGGUCGCUGAACACGCCGUUCACGGUGGUGGCGGCGGGGAUGGCGAAGUGGCUGGAUUUGUACAGCGGGGUUUUGAUGGUGCGGGUGCUGCUGAGUUGGUUCCCCAACAUCCCCUGGGACCGCCAGCCGCUCUCUGCAAUUAGGGAUUUGUGCGAUCCCUAUUUGAACCUCUUCAGGAACAUAAUUCCCCCAAUUUUCGACACGCUGGAUGUGAGCCCGCUCCUCGCCUUCGCGGUUUUGGGAACGCUCGGCUCAAUUCUCAACAGCAGCAGGCAGUCUUAUUGAUUGGGUUUUGUUGAUUGAUCAAGCUCUCAUACUUGAAUUUCUCUUUAAUGAUUGAGUUGUUCAACGAGUAUGUCUGUGAUAACGGAUGGAUGAAUUUCGAAUUGGGUAUUUCUUGAUUCGAAACUAAAGAUUGAUAAGAAUACAUCACAACUCAUGUGUAGUGUGUUUGCAUAAAUCAUACACACUGUUUCCAGCCUGCCUCUGAGUGCUUCCUAAUUUUCUUCAG